AUGUCAGAGGGACAUAUUGCAGCUAUUAGCAAGACGAACAAGAGGAAGAACAGAAGAAAGAAGAGAAGAACGCAAGACGUGUCCGACUCAAGUUCUGAUUCCAGCUCCGAUUCUGAAAAUUCAUCGGUAGAAGAUAAUGAUACUAAGCUCGAAACUGUGGAGAAAGCUGCAUCUGAUGUUGAAGAUGUAACGCUUUCAGAUAUUGACAUGGAUAAAGAAGAAGAUGAAGCUGCAUUGGACGAUAAAAAAGCCAGCCGAAAAGAGGGAAGCGUCUUGUCCUCGGAGACUGUGGACAAAUUAAAUAAAGUGGGACUAACAACAAGCGAUUUAACUGGCAACAAUGGCAUUCAUCUAGGGAAUAUCGAUUUGAAUAAGAUGUCUGCUACGUUAGAUGAAAGCAGCAAUAAAUUGCUAGAGAAUAAUAAGGACAAGAACGGAUUAAAGAAUCAAUAUUUGAGUAUGCUAUUUGAGAGUUAUGGUGAUGACAUGAACGAAUUGAGAAACGCACCAGAUUUCACUUCGAAGACCCUUGUCAUGCUAGCGAAUGUUCUAAAAGACGGAGGAGAUAUGUUUGAUUUGGAGACCUUGAAGACAAUAGUAGAGGAUAAAUAG
Molecule: messenger RNA, 612 nt
Organism: Kluyveromyces lactis
Lineage: Eukaryota; Fungi; Ascomycota; Saccharomycetes; Saccharomycetales; Saccharomycetaceae
Gene: RSA3
Product: Rsa3p
Exons: 1
Coding region: 1-612 (203 amino acids)
Biological process (GO): ribosomal large subunit assembly
Cellular component (GO): preribosome, large subunit precursor
Source: RefSeq, a predicted model, not a curated record